Messenger RNA from Papaver somniferum (opium poppy), 558 nucleotides. RefSeq names its product probable ubiquitin conjugation factor E4. Gene Ontology annotation, biological process: protein polyubiquitination. Gene Ontology annotation, cellular component: nucleus; cytoplasm; ubiquitin ligase complex. Bases 34 to 558 code for a protein of 174 amino acids. The record is from RefSeq and is a predicted model, not a curated record. Gene Ontology annotation, molecular function: ubiquitin-ubiquitin ligase activity. The transcript has 5 exons. Lineage: Eukaryota; Viridiplantae; Streptophyta; Magnoliopsida; Ranunculales; Papaveraceae.
UAUUAUGUUACCCAUCUGGUAUCUAGAGAUUAAAUGUUUUCUUGUUCUGAUUGUUGUACCAUUCUUGUGCAGUUUUAUGACAAGUUCAACAUACGUCAUAAUAUUGCUGAACUUUUGGAGUACUUGUGGCAGAUUGCCAAAAAAGAGAAGGGAGUGUAUUUGAACUUUCUGAACUUCCUGGUCAGCGAAAGUAUAUUUCUUCUAGCCGAAAGUCUAAACAGAAUUCUGGAACUGAAAGAGAUAGAAAAAGAGAUGGCUAAUACCGUGGAAUGGGAAAGAAGAUCAGCUCAAGAGAGGCAAAAAACAACCCGACAGUUCCAUUCUCAAGAGAAUAUCAUCCUAAUUGGCGAUGGAAGAUGUAGGCAUGCUAGCACUUACUUCAGAACAGAUUACAAUGCCUUUUCUUCUUCCAGAGAUAGCCCUCAACGGAAAUCUCCUACUCUAAAGGGCCCUAAGAAGUACGAGUUCCAUCCAAAGAUACUGCUUAAGCGGGACCUCAAAAUUGAUCCUAGUGAUGCAGUUGUACUACCUCAUAGGAGUUUGUGUUAUGUCUACUGA